Drosophila melanogaster (fruit fly) is the source of this 897-nucleotide messenger RNA. RefSeq lists its product as uncharacterized. Lineage: Eukaryota; Metazoa; Arthropoda; Insecta; Diptera; Drosophilidae. The coding region runs from base 87 to 863 and encodes 258 amino acids. The record is from RefSeq and is marked reviewed. The transcript is spliced from 3 exons.
UUACGCUCUACUCGAGAAAUUAGUUAGCUUUGUAUUAAAAGUCUGGUGCAAUUAAUGCUUUAGAAUACUUUCAAAUUUAUCGAAUAAUGUCCUGUAUUUGCCAAUACCAUGAUCUCGGGGACAUUGCCACCAGAGACCUAGUAGCGUUUCCUUUGCCUGCAAGUGACGACAUGAGCGCUUUCAACGAGGUGAAUAAAGAAUCAUUGGGGCAUAAUGCUGCUGAGAUUAGAUUGUCGGCCUCAAGUCUAUCCGACUGCCGUGUAGAGAACUGGCUCCUUAAAAAGAAAUUACGCGAAUACGAAGUUACAAUUGAGAACCUUGAGCAGUUGGUGACUACUAUAGUUGAGAAGCAGCAUCAAAUUUUGAGCGAAAUGUUUUCCUUACGCAAACAAAACCGAGAGCUGCAAUCCGAGUGUCAUCUUCAACGCGAGUAUCACUCAUUGGAAAGAAAUGCCUUGAUGAAGGAGCUGCAUGACGCUCAAAUCGUGUGUAGAAGUCGAAAUCUGGAUACGGCAUGUCGAUCAGAUGAACAUCAAGGUAGUGUAAGUUUGCCACCUGGGGACACGCUCCUUAAAUCUGAAUCCUCUUAUGGUGAUUUCGAAGAGGAAGACAUGAGUGAAUCGGACGACGGAGAUCAGUGCGAAAAAUGUUGGGUCGGCAAUAAUAAAGAGGAUUUUGAUGCUGGAGAAAAUUACGCAGAGCCUUCAGCACUUAGUUCAGGUCAAAAUUCUGGUAGGACAUCACCGUCCUUAUCAAGCUCAGUAACAGGGGACUCGGAAUCGGCUGACGACAGAUUUCUCAAUAACAUAAGCAUUAAUCAGAGCCUUACUAGUGAUAGCGAUCCGGAAUAUGCAGACAAAUAAUUACUACUUGAUGCCUUUGAGUUUAAAGGUCUAU